AUGGUCGGCAGGCCCACUGCCUUCUUCUGGGGUGUGUCAGUUCUCACGGCAGCCGGCAUCUACGCCAUCCACCUCACCCAGCUGGAAGAGCGAGAGAAGCUGCACAAAGGCGUGAUUAGGGAUGAGGCGAUGUACAAGACAAAGAAGCAGCAGCUGCUAGCGGGGCAGCUGCGGCCGGCAGAAGGCAGCGGCCGAUAG
This is a messenger RNA of Chlorella variabilis, 198 nucleotides long. RefSeq lists its product as hypothetical. The transcript is spliced from 2 exons. NCBI's taxonomy places the organism in Eukaryota, Viridiplantae, Chlorophyta, Trebouxiophyceae, Chlorellales, Chlorellaceae. The coding region runs from base 1 to 198 and encodes 65 amino acids. The record is from RefSeq and is a predicted model, not a curated record.